Messenger RNA from Saccostrea echinata, 1716 nucleotides. RefSeq lists its product as uncharacterized. NCBI's taxonomy places the organism in Eukaryota, Metazoa, Mollusca, Bivalvia, Ostreida, Ostreidae. The coding region runs from base 1 to 1716 and encodes 571 amino acids. The transcript has a single exon. Gene Ontology annotation, biological process: positive regulation of DNA-templated transcription. The record is from RefSeq and is a predicted model, not a curated record. Gene Ontology annotation, cellular component: chromatin; nucleoplasm. Gene Ontology annotation, molecular function: zinc ion binding; ubiquitin-protein transferase activity.
AUGGCUCUAUCAAAACCACAAUUAACAGGUACACCUCAACACUUUUUAGAGUGUGGUAUCGAAAACUGUGAGAGAAACUGUGAAUUUUACUGCAACUUUUGCCACACAAGAUUAUGUAAACAAUGCAGAAAUGUACAUCUGAGAAGUCCAGAAACGAAAAGUCAUGAAGUGGUCCUAUACCGGGAAAGGAAACGACAAUUGCCAACAGAAAAAUGCAAGAUCCACCCCAUCGAGUUUAUAAAUUUUCUUUGUGAAGAAUGUAAAAUUCCGCUUUGUUCCAAAUGCACUGUCACACCAGAACACAGAGGUCACACAUUCACUGAUCUGGAAUCAAUUUAUACAGAGAAGUUUUCCCAUUGUCAAGGAGAAAUUGCAAAAAUUCAUGAGUAUUAUCUGCCAACAUCUAAAGAUUUACAGAGAGAAAUUAACGAAGAAGCAAAAGAAAUCAAAAAGAUCAUGGACAGCUUAAGAACCUCCAUAAAGGCUGAUGCAGAGUCACUAAAAAGUAUGGUGGACUCGGAGACGUCUGAACAUAUGGAAGAAGUGAACAAAAUAGAGCAUUCAUUAUUGGAAAAGUUAAAUAACGAAGACACAACGAUUGAAAAAUACAUUACCUACCUCAAUGACCUGGACAAAGAGUUCAUUGUUUAUAUGUCCUCUUUAAAACCUUCAAAACUUGUUACUGCAGAGGAUAUGCAAAUCCAACCCAUACCAGAAACAACAAAACCAGUGAUGCCUGCAUUUACUUCUGGGAAGUACCACAAAGAGGAUAUUGCUGAAUUACUGGGGAAAAUAACUUUUUCAAACAUAAAAGAAGAGAUGAGAAAAGUAAAGCCCCUAAAAUCAAAAAUUCCUACAUCACAUCCGAAACUAACAAGCUAUCAAGUAAUGGAAGACAGUCAACCAACAUCAAAUGUGAAACAAACACUGUCCCUAUCCUUCUCUGUCACUAAGGUCAGGCAGUUCAAUGUACCAGGUGUUGACUGUGUCUUCCAUAUGUCACUAGGUCAGUCAGGCAGACUCUGGGUCAGUGAAAUUGAAGGUAAUCUUGUCCAAGCAGAUCUACAGGGUAAUCAGAUACAGAAGAUACAAACCAGUAAAGGACUUGGUUACCACACAGUGACACAGGAUGGGGAUCUGAUCUUUACAGACAUGUACUGUAAAGACAUCAACAGGAUAACACAGGAUAACAAUAUCACUGAAUUCAUUAAAACAGGAGACUGGAUACCUAUCAGUAUACACUCCUCCCACAUCAAUGGGGACAUACUGGUGGGGAUGGAGAAGGAUGGAGAGGCUAAAGUGACCAGGUACAACAAGACAGGAAAAGAACUACAGAACAUACAGAGGGAUAACAAAGGACAGGAACUGUAUAUUACACCAUACUACAUAACAGAAAACAUUAAUGGAGAUAUCUGUUCAUCAGACUACGAAAAAGAGGCAGUAGUGGUGGUGAAUAAAUCAGGACAAUACAGAUUCUCCUACACAGGUCAAGGGUCAAGGUUCAUUCCCUUUGGAAUUUGUACUGAUCUCCUCGGUCACAUACUGGUGUGUGAUAAAAUAAAUGUCCACCUCCUUGUUCAGGAUGGUCAAUUCUUAUUUCUACUACUCACACGACAACACGUAUCUAGUCCCACUAGUGCAUGUGUGGAUGAUGAAAACAAUGUUUAUGUUGGACAAUAUGAUAAAACCGUAAAAGUGAUUAAAUAUCUCCAAUGA